GCGGCCGCACCAUGAGCCACGGGCCGAGCCCGCGCCUGGCCGAGUCCCCGCAGCUGUCCAAGGGCAGCCUGCUCACCAUCCUGGGCAGCCCGGUGCCGCCGGAGCGCAGCGGGGACUCGCUGCCGCCCACGCCGCCCAGCGGCACGCCCUCGCCGGGGCCGCUGCCGCCGCCGCCGCUGCCCCUGCCCCUGCCCCCGGCGCCCCCGCUGCUGGCCGACGGCGACUGGGAGAGCCGCGAGGAGCUGCGGCUGCGGGAGCUGGAGGAGGCGCGCGCGCGCGCGGCGCAGAUGGAGAAGACGAUGCGCUGGUGGUCGGACUGUACGGCCAACUGGCGGGAGAAGUGGAGCAAGGUGCGCGCCGAGCGGAACCGCGCGCGCGAGGAGGUGCGCCAGCUGCGCCAGCGCCUGGACGCGCUCACCAAGGAGCUGGCGGGCGCGCGGCGCGAGCGCCAGGAGGCGCAGGGAGAGUGCGAGGCGCGGGGCCGCGAGCUGGCGCGGCUGCGGGGCGCCAGCGACGGGCCCGCGACGGAGCCCGAGACGGAGCACGAGCCGGUGCGCGACGUCGGGUCGGAGAGGCCCCAAGGCAGCCAGGAGCUGGAGCUGGACGCCCUGCUGAAGAGCAGAGCAGAGGAGCCAGACGGCGGCUGGGAGGUGAGCGGGCUUGGGGCCGGGGCCCGCCGGGGCAGCACAGGCCGCCUGGAGAGAAGCCGGUUGCCAUGGGAGGACACUGUGGCCACUGAGGAGGACACCUCCAAGCUGACCGCCCUGCGGCUGCGGCUAGAUGAGUCCCAGAAGGUGCUGCUGAAGGAGCGCGAGGAUAAGCUGGCCCUGAGCAGGAGCAUCGAGAAGCUGGAGGGGGAGCUCAGUCAGUGGAAGAUCAAGUACGAGGAGCUGAGUAAGGCCAAGCAGGAGAUGCUCAAGCAGCUGAGCAUCCUGAAGGAGGCCCACCAGGACGAGCUGGGCCGCAUGUCUGAGGACCUGGAGGACGAGCUGGGAGCCCGGUCCAGCAUGGACAGGAAGAUGGCCGAGCUGAGGGGUGAGAUGGAGCGGCUGCAGGCGGAGAACGCGGCCGAGUGGGGUCGCCGCGAGCGGCUGGAAACCGAGAAGCUGGGCCUGGAGCGGGAGACCAAGAAGCUGCGGGCGCAGGUUGGGGAUCUGGAGGAGGCGCUGGCCCGCCGGCGGCGGCAGGCCACCAGCGCCCUAGACUGUGACCUGCGCGCCAGCCAGGCCGCACUCUUCGAGAAGAACAAGGAGCUGGCAGACCUGAAGCACGUGCACGGCAAGCUGAAGAAGCAGCUGCAGGAAAAGGUGGCUGAGCUGGCACAUGCCAACCGGCGGGUGGAGCAGCACGAGGCCGAGGUGAAGAAGCUGCGGCUCCGGGUGGAGGAGCUCAAGAAGGAGCUGGCCCAGGCUGAAGACGAGCUGGACGAGGCCCACAACCAGGCACGCAAGCUGCAGCGGUCGCUGGACGAGCAGACGGAGCACGGCGAGAACCUGCAGGUGCAGCUGGAGCAUCUGCAGUCCAGGCUCCGCCGGCAGCAGCAGAAUGCCCCGCUCUUUGGGAAGAUCCGCGGCGCGCGCUUUGGCAGCGAGGAGGCCGCAGACGGAGCCAGCGACCUGGACGAGGAUGAGGACCUGCAGCUCCAGGUGGCCUGAGCACCCCCUUCACCGACCCCCGUCCCGUACCC
Molecule: messenger RNA, 1687 nt
Organism: Sorex fumeus (smoky shrew)
Lineage: Eukaryota; Metazoa; Chordata; Mammalia; Eulipotyphla; Soricidae
Gene: CCDC102A
Product: coiled-coil domain containing 102A
Exons: 8
Coding region: 12-1655 (547 amino acids)
Cellular component (GO): myosin complex
Source: RefSeq, a predicted model, not a curated record